Messenger RNA from Leptinotarsa decemlineata (Colorado potato beetle), 1552 nucleotides. It is a transcript of the gene Agpat1, whose product is annotated as 1-Acylglycerol-3-phosphate O-acyltransferase 1. Gene Ontology annotation, cellular component: membrane; endoplasmic reticulum. Gene Ontology annotation, biological process: phosphatidic acid biosynthetic process. Gene Ontology annotation, molecular function: 1-acylglycerol-3-phosphate O-acyltransferase activity. NCBI's taxonomy places the organism in Eukaryota, Metazoa, Arthropoda, Insecta, Coleoptera, Chrysomelidae. The record is from RefSeq and is a predicted model, not a curated record.
UAAAAACAGUUGAAAUACCAUUCUAAAUGACAUCAAAGCAGCCAAAUACUAAACGAUAAUGUUCGACUACACUUCAGAUGUGUCCCAUACAUAACAAAUGAGCCAGAUCAAACUUUGGGUUUUUCCUGAAGGAACCAGAAGAAAUAAUGGAAAAAUUCAUCCUUUCAAAAAGGGUGCUUUUCACAUGGCCAUUUCGAAAAAAAUACCCAUUAUACCAUUAGUUUACAGCAGAUACUACUUUCUAGAUGAUAACGCAAGACGGUUUGACUGUGGAAACAUUAUCAUCACUGCUCUACCGCAGAUAGAAACUAAAGAUUAUACCAUGGAUAAUUUGGAAGAACUAAUGGAGGAAGUAAGAAGCGUUAUGAUCAAAACGUUUAACGAAACAAGUAAAGAAGUUGUCAGUGACACCAUUUCUAACUCUAAUGUUGAUGUUAAUUGAAAAACCUGUAUUCAAAGUAUUCUAAACUAAGCAACAUUUAUUAACUGAUUUGAAAUAUCUUUUCACAAGAAAAUUAAUUUUUGAUUUGACACAAAAUCUAUUUCAGUAUGGAACCUGAAAUAUGUCAGAAAUGAUCUGUCCAUUGAUCAAAAAUAUCUCUACACCUCAUGAAAGUAGGUAAUAACUGUACCCAACUCAAGAUAUUUGCUUAGCAUUAUAUUGUGUAAGUACACUAUUUCUUAUGAACAUUCUGAUCCCAACAAAACAACCAUUUUUGUACAAAGGCCACUUUCUGUAAAAAAGUGAAUUGAUUAAUUGGUUGUUAGUUGUACCCUAUUGAUAAAAUGAAUAUGCCAUGUCAAUCGAGUUGUAGGCCAAUUUUUCAUAUGUUAGAACUGAAUUCCAUUUCAAUUGGUCAUUUUAAUUUUAACCCACCAAUCUUUGACUUUUACUUUAGUUUAAAAUUGUGCUAGAGUUGAGUGAUACUCUUAUUGAGUUUCAGAGUCCCUCAGUUUGAAUUGCUUUCUAGUCUUAUUUUUCAUAAAGUGCCAUACAAAUUGAAACUAAAGUCAAGUCGAUAGUAUGUGGUGUAGCCAGAGUUUUUCCGUCCAUCUAUAUACUCUCUUUAAAUUUUAUUACUUUAGGAAUAAAGCAAAUGAUUCAAAUAUUGAAAUAUUCAUUAAUGACUUGCUUUAAAGUGAUAUCAAUUCAUGUAAUUACUACUGAUCAUUUAAUUAGCUUUCUAAUACUCCCUCCUACUUAAGGAGGAAAUUUCUACUCUUAGUAAAAACAUAAUCUCCCAAUAUGUGUGACUGGUUGCUAUAUGUCGAGUUUCAAAUUGAAUAUGAUAUUUUGAAAAGUAUUAUUUUAUAUGUAAGAACGCACAUACAUCACAACAAUAUUUGCAAAAUAAUUAACUGUUUGUUAGGCAGUUUUGUAUGAAAAAGACAUUUCAAAUCAUAUUAAACUUUUCAAUUGUGAGCCAAUAAUUUUCAUUAGGAAUUAAUAAGUAUUGUUCAUUUAUUGUAAAACAAUGUGAUUUUUGUAUCUUUUGUAGAAUGUGUCAUGGAAGUAAAGUGUUUUUUCAAUUAUAUUUUGUAUUCAUACAUA